UCCUCAGGAGCCCCGGGCCCCCCAGGCCCCCCCGCGGCAGCGCCUGCAGCAGCCCGUCCGCCGCCGCCGCGCCGCUCCGCCGCAGGGACAGGGUAUCUAUGUCCUUCUCGGUGGCCAACCCGGGGUCGUCGUAUGCCGCAGCGAGCGCAGCCCAGGGCGCCUGGACACCUGACCAGGACUCCGUCGUCUCGGGCUUCACCGACGCCAGCAUCUACGCGUCGCUCCAGCGCCACCCGCAGGCCGGGCCCUUCCCACACCCGCAGCACUUCCUCCGCCGCCUCACCUCAGGCGCAAGGCGUCCUUCGUGUCUCUCCGGAGCGCCAAUGCUCGGCCUCUGCACAAGAGAGGAAGGCGUGUCAGCGAGAUGACGGCCGGAGUAGGCGGCGACGGGGGGAUGGGGGGAGAGGUGAUUGAGGUGCAGAUCCUCCCUCAGGACGACAACUGGGGAGACAACACCACCGCCAUCACGGGGAACACCUCCGUGCGCUCAGAGUCCUUCCAGGAUGUCACAAUAAUCGGGAGAGACCAGGAGACAGGUGUGACCUUCACGUGCCAGCGAUACAUUGGUUCGGCUUUGUGUGCCCUCGUGGCCUUCCUGGCUUUCCUCAGCCCCAUAGCUAUGGUGCUGAUCCCUCGCCUGAACAUCAUUAAGCUGAAGAAUGACCCGCCUCUGUGCGACACCGAGUGCGACGGCCUCCUCAUCAGCUUCUCGUUCAAGCUCCUCAUUCUCCUGCUGGGGUCGUGGGCGCUCUUCUUCAGGCAACCCAAGGCCACCAUGCCCCGAAUCUUCAUCUUCCGAGCUCUGGUGACGAUGCUCAUCCUGGUGUUCACGUUCUCCUUCUGGCUGUUCUACGUCGUGCGCAUCAUCGAGAACACGGAGAAGGUGCAAUAUCGGUCAAUCGUCUACUUCGCUGUGAGUCUGGUCGACGCCUUGUUGUUUAUCCAUUACCUGGCUGUGAUUCUGCUGGAACUGCGACACCUGACGCCCCAGUACAGCGUCAAGGUUCUCAGGUCACCCGACGGGGAAAGCAGGUGGUACAACAUCGGCCAGCUGAGCGUCCAGCGCGCAGCUGCCUGGGUCUUGGAGAAGUACUACCAGGACUUCACCAUCUACAACCCCUACUUGGACCGCCUGCCCUCCAAGAAGAAGCACUCGACCAACUCCUCCUUCAAGUAUUACGAUGUGGAUGGCAAUGAGGAAAAUGCAGAGGGCCAUACACGAGCUGUAUUAACUGCGAGUGCUCGACGACGCGAUUCCGCUCACAAUGAAAGGUUCUAUGAGGAACACGAAUACGAAAGAAGAGUGCGUAAGCGAAAGGCUCGGCUCAUAACAGCGGCCGAAGAGGCUUUCACACACAUUAAGCGAAUGCAUGAAGAGCAGGGUCCAAGUGCUCCAAUGGAUCCUCAUGAAGCAGCCCAGUCCAUAUUCCCCUCUUUAGCACGAGCUUUGCAGAAGUAUCUGCGCAUCACAAGGCAGCAGCCAAGACACACUAUGGAGUCAAUCCUGAACCACUUGGCCAUCUGUCUUGCACAUGAUAUGAGUCCCCGGGCUUUCUUAGAAAAGUACCUCUUGUCAUCGCCUGUGUUACAGAAUGAUAAAGAACACCGAGGAGUCCAGUCAUGGGGUCUUGUGUGUGACCAGCUUCUCUCUCGAGCAAUUGAUGAAGGCACCAUUUUCCAGCUACGCCAAGCAGAUGUGUGUCUCCUGUGCAGUGUCCAUGCUAUUCCACACUUUUCUAUAGCUGAGGAAAUCAUUCACCCAAAAAGCAACAAAUUUGUUCUCAGGCUGAACUCAGAAACCAGUGUAUAAUUCUAUCAUUUUUGUGAUAAAACAGACCUAUGGAAUUUUUGGACAAAUUAAAGUGUUAAGUGCGAUAAAGAACGCUACAUUUACUGGUUCCACUGACAUUCAAGUGAUACCCAUGUGUGUGUCAAUGUGUUCCCUCUGCUUACCAUGCCAAAGUUAAUAGACAACUCCCAGUUAACUGCGUGAAUCAACUCUCAAAUUAUAUCACGUUCCUGAUGAUACUCUUACCUGGAAUGGAAUAAGAUGAUAUUGUUGUCUUCAUAUUCAUUACGUGUUUGCAGUAAAAAGAUAAAUGUCAUGUUCACAAAAGUUAUGCUUAAAAGUGAGAACCUAAAAGUGUAUUAGAGAUGUAGAGAGAAUGGACAUCUCUUAUUAUCCCUUUGGAAACAUGAGGACAGUACGUACCCAUACACCCAAAAGCUUUGUAAAUGGUUGUUGUCUGAUCAAGAGAAUCAGAAGUAGAAAAACUGCACAAGAAGUACACCUCAUCCCACCUGAAGCUUCCGUUGUGCUGGCCCUUGUUUGUUGUUGCCUUACGAUCUAAGCUAUAAAAUUUGUCUUAGUUUCUUUCUUUGUGUUCUGUGUACCUUUCCUUAUGAUCAGGGGACAAAGACCCAGUGCACAGUCAAGGAACAGGUUGUAUGUAUUACUUUCCUAAGCUCAAAUAUUGUGUAUACCUUUAUUAUACCCAAGAACAGAAAGUUCACCACUUUCUAGUCGUCUGUUAUACUUGUAGAUCUGUGUGAAUGGAUUUUUGUAAAGGAGCAUGCUACGAGGGAUGUAAAAUUGAAGUGUAAUUAUAUUGAAUAACUAAGUGUAGUUUAAAAUAACAUUCUCAAGAGCAUCAUUUCAUGGUAAAUAAUUCAUUCAUUGCUGCAAAUUGUGCAUGCUGUACCUCAGAUGCUACAGUGCCAUGCUGAGAGAAGCAGAAUUGUGAUGUCUCUGCCCUCAUAAUUUUUCAUGUAAGAGUAACAUAAAAAGGAAGAAAAAAACUUGGUGUGCAAUUUGUCAGUUAUUAGAUUUUUUAAUAUUUUUAUUCAGUUCCAUCUAGGUAUAUAUGAGAAACUGGAAAGCAAAACAAAGCACUGUUUGGAUGAAGUCCAUCAGAAUGUUCAAGAAUGAAGUAUAAUUUGAUUAUGUCGUUUCCAUCGUUUAGUGACUGCCUAGUUUCUCAAAGCCAAUAUUGUGUUCUGGGCAUAGUUAAAUAUUCAGGCUAUUAGUGUCAUGUGUUUUACAUGUUGUUUGUUAUCCCUAUGCUUCUCUUAGCAAGAGUUGUAAACCAGUACAAGCCCCUGCGAUGGCAUGUGAAAUUCAGUUCCAUCUGGUGCGUUUAUGUUUUACGUAGAGCCAAAGGUUUCAAUUUAC
Molecule: messenger RNA, 3172 nt
Organism: Penaeus monodon (black tiger shrimp)
Lineage: Eukaryota; Metazoa; Arthropoda; Malacostraca; Decapoda; Penaeidae
Gene: Vang
Product: vang-like protein 2
Biological process (GO): Wnt signaling pathway, planar cell polarity pathway; multicellular organism development; establishment of planar polarity
Cellular component (GO): plasma membrane
Source: RefSeq, a predicted model, not a curated record